Molecule: messenger RNA, 156 nt
Organism: Peronospora matthiolae
Lineage: Eukaryota; Oomycota; Peronosporomycetes; Peronosporales; Peronosporaceae
Source: the annotation of a GenBank genome assembly
AUGCCGUCGCACAAGACUUUUCGCACGAAGCGCAUUCUCGCCAAGAAGGCCAAGCAGAACCGUCCGAUCCCGCAGUGGAUUCGUCUCCGUACGGACAACACGAUCAAGUACAAUGCUAAGCGUCGCCACUGGCGCCGUACCAAGCUCGGCUUGUAA